AUGGAUUAUAGUAAGAAUGUUCCAACAGCAUUGUUUAUGUGCCUUAUAAGUGGUUUGUCUACGGCACUUGGAGGUGUGUUCAUUCUCUUGAUGAAAGAACCAUCGUUCAAGGUCUUGGGCUACAUGUUAGGUUUCUCAUCCGGUGUUAUGAUAUACAUAUCAUUCCUCGACCUAUUGCCAGAGGCUAUUGAAGAGAUUGGAUUCCUCCCUGCCAACUUCUAUUUCUUUGGAGGUAUACUAUUCUUUGCAUUGAUCUUGCAAUUGGUACCUGAUGCAGAGGGUGAGGAACAUGCUCAUGAACCACCAAAGGUGGCCUCAAAGCCACAGAAGGAGGUGAUCAAGGUUGGCGACCAGGACAAGGAGGAGGUCGACGAGUCAGACAAGCAAGAGGACAAGCAUGAUGAUGACAAGAAGAGCAAGAAGAACAAGAAGAAGUCUGAGAAGUCUGAGAAGAAGGAGGUUCACUCUGAUGAGGACAAGAAGAAGAAAGCAAAGGAUGCAUACUUGGUCAAGCUUGGCAUUGUGACCGCCAUUGGUAUCAGUUUGCACAACUUCCCAGAGGGUGUGGCUGUGUACCUUGCAUGUCUAAAGGGAGCCAACGUCGGUAUCCCUUUGAUGCUUGCGAUUGCCGCUCACAACAUCCCCGAGGGCAUGGCUGUGGCCGCACCAAUCUACACUGCCACCGGAUCCAAAUGGCAGGCGUUCAAGUACUGUCUGCUCAGUGGACUCUGUGAGCCAGCUGGUGCCAUCAUCUUUGGUCUCAUCUUCAAGGACUACAUGUCGCCCUAUCUGGUGCAAUGCAUGCUUGCCGCUGUCGCUGGUAUCAUGAUCUUCAUGGCCAUCAAGGAGUUGAUGCCCGCCACCCUCAAGUAUGUCAGCGUCAAUGCCGCAACAGUGUCCAACGUGAUUGGAAUGUUUGUGAUCUUCCUGAGCAUUUACUGGCUGCAUGGAAUGCUGCCACAUGACCAUGGACAUGGACAUGGACAUGGCUCGCCAAAUGAUCAUCUGGCAUUUAACGAGGUGCAUCACAGUGAUGGUGUCCAAUUCGACGUAUCCAAGAUUCAACAACAUCAUGGACACAGCCACGGUGCCGGAGAUCAUGGWCACAGCCACGGAGGCAGCCACGGUCACAGCCAUCAUGGACAUAGC
This is a messenger RNA of Acytostelium subglobosum LB1, 1149 nucleotides long. RefSeq lists its product as hypothetical. Gene Ontology annotation, molecular function: zinc ion transmembrane transporter activity. Gene Ontology annotation, cellular component: membrane. Lineage: Eukaryota; Evosea; Eumycetozoa; Acytosteliales; Acytosteliaceae. The annotation marks the transcript as partial. The transcript is spliced from 3 exons. Gene Ontology annotation, biological process: zinc ion transmembrane transport. The record is from RefSeq and is a predicted model, not a curated record.